UACAGAAGCAGAAAGGCUUCACAGACCUCUGAGAUUAAUAAUUUUCCACAAAUCAAACCUCAGAUUCUGUAAUUGGGUCCAUUUUCUCUCCUUGUUUGUUUGUCUUAAACUUACAGUCCCCUUAAAGCCAUCCCAGUUAAGUGCUGAUUGAAUGAAUAAUGGAUGCAGCAGAAACACUAGAGGACUGUGAGCUGGGGUGCAUUUCUCUUUAAUUCGUUCCGGGACGCAGCGGAAAGCAGCAGCUACCGUGUCGUAGUAAAAUGCGGCUCUGAGGGAGGAAAGAAAAAAAGAGGAGGCGAUACAGGCAGAAAGAGAGGAAGAAGGGGGAGAAAAGCCGGCAGAUUUGUUCGCAGACCGGGUGUCCUCCCCUCUCUUCGGACAUGUGGUGCGCCGGGCGGCGGCAGAGACGCACGGACCAGAGCAGGCAGUAGCGACGGCGGAGACGGCGCGGCUUUCCUUCUCGUCUUUGGUUCUCCUUCUGUGGCCUUUGGUUAUGAGCUUGCUGGGAGCAUAUAAGAAAAAGAGCAGUUACGAUGGUUAUGAAUGUUUGCAGUUGGUCGAUAGCGGCGGGGAUAACUACAGCAUCGGGAAAGGGAGCAGCAGCGGCACGCUCGGAGGCUCCAUAGCGGCCACCCUCGGACCGAAGGCGGCCCCGCUGAGAGGGGAGGACUGCAGCACCAUGGACAGCUCAGAAAUGGAUGCGAGCUACGGUGGAGGGCUGUUCGAUAUGGUGAAGGGAGGAGCCGGGAAGUUCUUCAGCAACUUUAAGGACAACUUGAAGGACACGCUGAAGGACACGUCCACCAAGGUCAUGCAUCAGGUUGCCACGUACACCAAAGGAGAGCUGGACAUUGCUUACAUUACAUCAAGGAUCAUAGUGAUGACCUACCCUGCGGAGUCAGUGCAGAUUGGCUACCAGAACCAUGUCGAGGACAUCCGCUCAUUUCUCGACAGUCGCCAUGCUGACCACUACACUGUCUUCAAUCUAUCACAGCGCAACUACAGAGGAGCCAAAUUCUCCAACAGAGUUUCAGAGUGUAACUGGCCUUCGCGGCAAGCUCCCAGCCUCCACAACCUGUUCGCUGUGUGUAAAAACAUGCACAACUGGCUCAAGCAGAACCCCAAGAAUGUCUGUGUCAUCACUUGCUCGGAUGGUCGUGCUCUCUCUGGUGUUCUGAUCUGUGCCAUGUUCUGCUUCUGCCACCUCUUCAAUAACCCCAUUCCUGCCAUGCAGCUGCUCAGCGCUAAGAGACCAGGCUCUGGCCUCUGGCCUUCACAUCACAGGUACAUAGGUUACGUGUGUAGUAUGGUCUCAGAGAAGCCCAGCCUUCCCCACUCUAAGCCCUUAAUGAUCAAGGCUGUCACAAUGAGUCCAGUCCCCUGUUUCAACAAACAACGUAGUGGAUGCCGACCCUUCUGUGAUGUCCUCAUUGGAGAGACCAAGAUUUUCACAACUGCACAAGAUUAUGAAAGGAUGAGAGAGUACAGGAUCCGGGAGGGGAAGGUCAUUUUUCCUCUUGAUGUGAGCGUACAAGGAGACGUUGUGGUUUCCGUGUACCACAUGAGGUCGACAAUUGGAGGACGUCUGCAGGCCAAGGUGUCCAACACCCAGAUCUUCCAGAUUCAGUUCCAUACUGGUUUCAUUGCUCCUGGAACCAAUGUCCUGAAGUUUAACAAACCAGAACUGGAUGCAUGCGACUCCCCAGAAAAGUAUCCCCAACUGUUUCAUGUGAUACUGGAUGUGGAAGUGGAAGGGGUCGACAAGCAGAAAGACCUGACACCUCCAUGGGAGCAGUUCCCCUGCAAAGACUUGGCUCCUAAUGUGCUCUUCUCCUGCCAUCAGGAGCACCAGGAUGCUCUGGCUAUUGCAGAUGAGAUGGAAGGCUUGGAUCUGGAGGAGCCAACACGGCCAGAUGGCGAGAAAGAAAGCGAGCCCUCGGACGAUGAGAUGCUCUCACUCUCCAGUCAGCGAAGCAGCAUCAGCGCGGCCCCCCAGAGACCUGAACCUCCAACGCCUGCCCCACCUGCACCCAAUGAGGAAGUGGACCUUCUUGGCCUGGGCGGGGAGGACAUCGAUGCUCCCUGCUCUUCAUCUCAAAAUCAACCCUCAUCAGCUGCAACUACUGACCUCCUGGGAGACUUGUUUGGGGCUCCCCCUCAGCCAACCAGUGGGCCCUCAUCCACUCAGUCCACUCCACAUAAAGUGGCCCCCAACACUGGCUCACCAUGUCCCUCUCCUGCUCCACCAGCAUUUGAUCCCUUUGGUCCAGGGCCCAUGCACAAGCCUCAGGACAUGAUGGGUUCUUUCCUCGGACCAGGUAAUGUGGGCCAACCAGAACUUUUCCUGCAUGCAGCUCGCUCCCCAUCACCCACCAUGCAGCCCUCAAGCCUGGGUCGGAGUUCCCCUGUUCCACCCACAACCCCAAGUGUUAACAUUCAGCAACAAAAUGCCAUGGGAGGAUGGGACUGGAACAGAUCAGCUACAUCAAGCUCAGGAGGAGGCUUUGGGAUGGGGAGUCGCUCAGCCACUACCAGUCCCACAGGAUCAGUCCACAGCACUCCCACCCACCAAAAUAAACCAAACACGCUGGAUCCUUUUGCAGACAUUGGCAACCUCAGUGGAAGCCUUGGAGCAGGAGGCUCUGGAUUCUCCAGCAAGCCCACUUCUCCAACAGGAGCUAGCCCUGCCUUUCCACCAAUGGGCUCUCCAUCACGGCCUCCGCCGUCUCCACAGCAUGGAGGAGGGUGGCAGCCCCACUCUGGAGGGAGCUUCCCUGCAUGGCAGUCCAACGCUGGAGGUGGAGGCGGGUGGCAGGCACAAGGACAGACCCCUAACCACCAGCCAAAACCCAGCCCAAGCCAUACCUCCAUGCCCCACACGUCACCCCAGAAUCGACCCAACUACAACGUCAGCUUUUCAGCAACGAGGGGAGGCUCUCCCAGCGCUGGGGGAAAAGCACAGCCUGGGAUGGGUUCGAAGCCCAAAGUCUCAGAUGCCAACUUUGAUGACUUGCUGUCUGGUCAGGGCUUUGCAGGGACCAAAGAGAGGAAAGGGCCUAGGACAAUAGCAGAGAUGAGGAAGGAGGAGAUGGCCAAAGAGAUGGACCCCGAGAAAAUUAAGAUUUUGGACUGGAUAGAGGGGAAGGAGCGGAACAUCCGAGCGCUGCUGUCCACCAUGCACACUGUGCUUUGGGAAGGAGAGACGCGCUGGAAACCUGUGGGCAUGGCUGACCUGGUCACCCCAGAACAGGUCAAGAAGGUGUACCGCAAAGCAGUCCUGGUUGUUCACCCAGAUAAGGCAACAGGACAACCGUAUGAACAAUAUGCCAAGAUGAUUUUCAUGGAACUAAAUGAUGCCUGGUCAGAAUUUGAAAGCCAAGGACAAAAACCUCUGUACUAAAGAGACAGCUGCAAGGAAACGAGCAACGCCAGGAUGUUUCUGCUGAUUCUGUCAUGUUACCAACUCGGAUCCUGUAUGAUGACAUCUGCUUUUACGACUGCGCUUUGAAUCGCUUCUCACCCAGAGCAAUGAAUAUCUAUGUUGUAACUUGACUUAACUGAACAAAAGUCUCCAGAUGUACCCUCUGUGUGUGUGUUCUGCAACACUAUCCUACUUUUAGCCCCCUGCUCAGCAUCAAACUAGAUUUCUAAGAGACAAAUCAAAAAAAUGAUGACAGGAAAGGGAAUCAGGGAGUCAUCUGAAAAGACACAAUUCAUGUGUAAGGCCCAAAUAUUUGAUUGCAUUCAUGUCAGCUGAAACUUAUCGUUAAUAAAAUGUUCUUCAAGCUGGAAAAAAAGGCCAGAUUGUUUAAAAAUCAGCUGUAAUUUAGAUUUUUUACAGUUAAAAAUAGCCAAACAAACUAUGUCCAGAUUUUUGCUAGCAUCAGUUAUUCUUAGUAUAAUCUCACAAAGCUACAUGUUUUUCCAUGUUUGCCUGGAUCUGGGGAUUGUAUAUUUAGUAUUAGCACAUGUACAGUUCCUGACAGGAAGCACUUCGAAGCCUCAUAGACGUUCAUUCUGCAGAUUUGCAAUUGAAGCUCUUUAAAAGCACAAAAAUUCAAUGCAGCUUAGAAGAAAGAUUUUUGUUCUGUCAAAGAUAUUUUAUAGAUGUUUUCUCACAUAUCUGCAGACUUCUUGCAGUUAAAACAUUACCCAUCAGCACUUUUUGUUUACAGAAACCUUUUACUUGAGUCAAUUGGUUUAUUUUUCCAUUGUAUUUCUGUAACGGCAGAGGCACUUUUAUUUAUGUCCUUCAGGUAGAUUUCCAUAUGGACGUGAGUGCAGAAAACAGCCGGCUCGGAGGACUGUACACGCUGCAGGUGCUUUUUUUUAAUCCAAACAGAUGUGAACUUUUUCUCCGCGGCAAAUAAUACCUGCGUAGAAUGAUGCUUCCUCCUCAGCUUUUGAUCCGUUGUUUUAAAAUGCUACUGGUGUAAAUGAAAAAAUCCAUGCUAAUCAAUGACCGUGGUGUGUGAGUCAUUGGUACUGUAUUUCUGAAAACAAAAAUGUUCUCAUAAAACGUUUAAUUUUAUCAUUUAGUUGCUUUAUUUUGACAUUCUCAGAGGGCACUGACAGAAUGCUCUAAAGUCUGACACAACACACACAGAAGCAUUUCAAUUCAAAUACAGUUUAUAAUUCAUAUCCAGCUCAAACAUGUCAUCAUUGCCUUUGCAUGUUCAUAAACUGUCGUCACAUUCUUUCCCUUGUUAAUAUGUUCAGGACAUUGCGCAUUUACGUGACACUUUUUUUCUCCUUGACUGUUUUUUUUUCCAGUUCUGCUUUCUGGAUAUUAACUGAAUUCUGAGCAGCCAAAAGAAAAAUGUGAGCUCUGGAGAAAGUUAUUUUUAUCAGAACAAAUCCCCAAAUGGGGGAAAUGUGUGUCUUGGGUUGACAUAUAAACCUAAGGCCUCAAACUCAAAAUACUGAACUUGAAGAUGUUUUUAGUGACUGUGAGAAGCGUGGCAUCCGCCUGCACUGAGGACCUCUCUGUACAAUUACUCUUCUGUGGGGUCUUACAGAUCAUUGAAAAGCUAACCUCUAUAGUGUAGAAAUUGAACUCGUGUUGUUUGAAAUAGUGGAAUGUAUGGGUCAGAUUUAAGUACCGUUAAGUCAUGUUUGCCUGUCUGCUGUACAAGUGUUACUAAAUUGUGUAAAAAAAAAAUCUCUUCAGGUGUUUCUUUUCAGCUCUGUUUGCUGUUGCAGGAUGUACAUAGUAAACCAGUGCGAUGCACAGCAAUAAACUGUUAAUGAAGCAAAAAAAAGAAAAAAUAUUUUUAUUUUUUAA
Messenger RNA from Oryzias latipes (Japanese medaka), 5284 nucleotides. The record is from RefSeq and is a predicted model, not a curated record. Lineage: Eukaryota; Metazoa; Chordata; Actinopteri; Beloniformes; Adrianichthyidae.